Vicia faba (fava bean) is the source of this 1236-nucleotide messenger RNA. NCBI's taxonomy places the organism in Eukaryota, Viridiplantae, Streptophyta, Magnoliopsida, Fabales, Fabaceae. The record is from the annotation of a GenBank genome assembly.
AUGAAGGACACUAUAGUUCUUUAUCCUGCUUUAUGUAGUGGACAUUUAAUGUCUAUGGUUGAAUUAGGCAAACUCAUAGUAACUCAGCACCCUUCAUUUUCCAUCACAAUUCUCAUUCUUACACCACCCAACAAAAACACCAGCAACAAAGACAUCACUCUUUCCCCACAAGAACACUACAUAGCAUCUAUUUCAGCCACAUUUCUUUCAUUCAAUUUUCAUUAUAUUUCACCAAUUUCAUCCCCUACAACACUUCUAACAUAUUUUAUUACCUUUGAAAUCUCUCCACAAAGAAACCAUCAUGUUGACAACAUUCUUCAAUCCAUUUCCAAAACCACAAACCUCAAAGCUGUUAUAUUAGAUUUCUUCACCUAUAGUGCCUAUCAAAUAGCCAAAAAACUUGAAAUCUCCACUUACUUUUACUAUACUUCAGGUGCAGUUGGAUUAGCCACUUUUCUCCAUUUGCCAAUACUUCACCAAAACGCUAAGAAACGCAUUCAGGAUCCUCACAUGCCACUUCGAAUUCCCGGAUUAUUUGUUCCUAAUGGAACUACUCUUACAAUUUUAUCUAUUGGACCUCUUAUUACAUCUUCUUAUGGUGGAGAUGGAAAUGGGUGUCUGCGUUGGCUCGACUUGCAACCGAGUAAAAGUGUCGUGUUGUUAAGUUUUGGAAGCAUGGGGAGAUUUUCUAAAGCUCAAUUGAAAGAGAUAGCACUUGGUUUGGAAAAAAGUGAGCAAAGAUUCUUGUGGAUUGUUAGAAGUGAAUUGGACUCAGAAGAACUCAAUUUGGAAGACUUGUCACUAGAAGGGUUUUUGGAGAGGACGGAGGAAAAUGAAAUGGUGAUAAGAAAUUGGGCUCCACAAGGUGCAAUAUUGAGUCAUGAUUCAAUUGGUGGGUUUGUGAAUCAUUGUGGAUUGAACUCGGUGUUGGAAGCAGUUUAUGAAGGUGUGCCUAUGGUGGCAUGGCCUUUGUAUGUUGAACAAAGACUGAACAAAGUGAUUUUGGUUGAAGAAAUGAAGAUGACUCUGGAACUGAAUAAGUCAAAAGAUGGGUUUGUGAGUGGAAUUGAAUUAGGAGACCGAAUUAAGGAAUUGAUGGACUCAUAUAAAGGAAACGAGAGUAGACAAAUGAUUUUCAAGACAAAAAUUUGUUCUAAGGAAGCAAGAGAUCAAAAUGGACUCACAGAGGAGAACGAGAAAGACACUGGAGAGAUAGAUAAUGAUGGGUACUCAUAA